Cryptococcus deneoformans JEC21 is the source of this 1248-nucleotide messenger RNA. Its product is annotated as expressed protein. The record is from RefSeq and is a predicted model, not a curated record. Lineage: Eukaryota; Fungi; Basidiomycota; Tremellomycetes; Tremellales; Cryptococcaceae. The transcript has 8 exons. Bases 104 to 1114 code for a protein of 336 amino acids.
CCCCAUAUAAGAAGAGCAGAGAAAGCCUUCGUUGUUAUCGCAUCCAAAUACACAAUCCAUCCUCCACCUAUCCUUCCUACAGUCUUUGCCUGUUGCAUCCACCAUGACCACAGAACAACAGAAUAUCCCCAGAGCUGUUCUCUAUUCUUGGCCCUCCUCAGUCUGGUCCACAGUCCCCAGGCUCUGCCUUUAUGAAAAGGGUUACUCCGAAGACGAAUAUAUUGUCAAAUAUGUCGACAUCACCAAGGGCGAGAAUUUUAGCCCAUCCUAUCUGAAAAUCAACAUAAAUGGUACGGUCCCGACUUUGAUCGUUCCUACUUUAGAGACUAUAGGUGCUGGCGUGAACACCAGAUACCGCUCAUUAAGAGAUACCGUUAGCAUUUGUGAUUUCCUUGACCAAGCACGUAGUUCCCAUACUGCGAACACAUCAUCAGAUAAGCCUGCACCCACAUUGACCCCAGCUACUAUCGAUGGCAAGGCAUUAUCUGACUCAGUGAUCGAGCUUGUCCAUCGUCCGAUUGUGGAUCCCAACUUCAUAGCUUUGUCGGCAUUGAAUAAUGAAGAACUUAAACGCAAGUUACGGUCUGGUCCAGGGAAGUCUCUCGCAAUUAGACGGGAGGCUCUUCAGAGCUAUCUUGCUGAGGCUCAAAAAAUUGCUUCAGAAUCUUCUGUAGCCUCGAAAGAAGGCUCAUUCACCUUCGAGCAAAAGAUUGUCCAAUUUUUGGAAGAUAAACUGAGAUCCAGCGAAGAUGUGUGGCAGCUCUAUCACGGGCAAGCUGGAGAGGAGAAGCUGAGACAGUUUUUUGAUAUCUCUCUCAAAACUUGGACGGAGCGUUUGCCGGAGGUAUUUGGCAAGCUGGAGGAGAUGAUUGAAGAGCCUUACUUCUUGGGAGAUCAAAUUUCCCUAGCAGAUCUACAUGUCAUUACAUGGCUUACCCGCCUUGUGUCCAUUGCUGAUGGAUCCCCUACCAAAGACGGCCUUAGCGCUCUCGAAGCCAAAAUGGAUAAGCCUCUGGGUGAUAAGCUCCGAAAUUUUUGGGCCUUAUGGACUGAGAGAGAAAGCUUUCAGGAAGUGCUGAUUCCCACUUGCUCAGCCUUCCAACAAAUGAAAUGAUCGGCAGACUAGUGUAUUUGAAUAUGAAAGAAACUGUAAAGUUCAAGGUUUGUUAAGGGAACAAUGGAAGAUACUGGCUAGCCAUGUGACGUAUAUGAUGCUAUAGACAGGAUCCAAUGUACUUAUCAUUCGUG